UUACUCGGCUCUCCGGACAUACCCACCCACAACAGCCCUCAUAGCACCAGAAUAACUCGAGAUAAAGGAACAUGGAGCCAGAUAUUCUCGCUUCUGACGACUCCGAGACCGAGGAAGUCCACAAGCUCACCAUUAAUGAGCACUACGCGAAAGCGUUCGAGUACAGAAAAGAGAGAGAGGAGCUUCAAAGGCUUAAGGAUAAGUAUGGGUCCGAUGUAGACGAGGAUGAGGAUGAAGAGGAAGACUCGGAGGAAGCAGAGUCCGAAGAUGAAGAUGGCGAGGAGUUGACUCCUGCUGUCGACGCGGCCAUCUUGCGCACGCUCGCUAGGAUAAAACGCAAGGACCCCUCUAUCUACCAGGCUGACAAUGACGUAUUUGAAGAGGAGGUCAAGAAGACAGGCAAAGCGAAAAUCAUCUCCCGAGGUCUCAAGGACAAGUCGAAGCCUUUAACCAUCAAGCAGCAGAACCUCGAAGCUGCUCUACGACCCGACUCACGCUCUCCGUCGCCCGAGCCCAUGACUCACGUCAAGGAACAAAAAGCCCUGCGCAGCGAGACAAUUGCAGCUUUCCAUACUGCUGUUAAGGACGCAGACUCUGAAGACGACCUGCUCGUACCUCGCGAGAAGACCAAGGACGAGCUCGAGCGCGAAGAGGAAGAAUACCAGGAGUACCUCAAGCGCGAGGUUGGCACGGACUUGAAGGAACUCAUCACUCUAGAUGAGGAAAUGAGCGCAUUCAUUGCUGAUGUUGAGAUGGAGGAGAGCAAGGAGAGCAAGAAGGCGAAGAAAGAGAAGAAGGUCAAGAAGGAGAAGAGUGUAAAAAGGGAAGAGGACCAGGAGUUCCUGAUGAACUACAUCUUAGGACGCGGCUGGAUUGACCGCUCCACGAAACGUCUCCCCACCUACAAGGAGAUUACAGAGUCUAAGAGCAAGGUGGACAAGGGCAAGGCUCGUGCAGAUACUCCCAAGAAUGUAGACGAAGAGACGUCUGAUCAACAACAAUUCGAGUCCGAAGCUGACGGCGAAGGCAUGAACAAAGAUCUUGAUGACGACGAGUUCGAUGAAGUCGCAGAUCGCUUCGAAAGCUCAUAUAACUUCCGCUUCGAGGAGCCCGGUGCGGAUCAGAUCCCAAGAUAUCCUCGUACCCUGGCGUCGACUGUCCGGAGAGAAGAGAGUAGUCGUAAGGCGGAGCGAGAACGACGGAAGACACGUAAGGAAGAGGAACUCUUGAAGAAGCGAGAAGAGGUGAAGCGAUUGAAAGCCCUGAAGAUGAAGGAGAUUAGGUCGAAAUUGGAGAGGAUAGGAGAGGAGGGUGGGAAGAAGCUGGAUGAGACGGAAGGGCUACAAAAGCUCGACCUCGACAGCGACUGGGACCCUGACAAGCACUACAAGCAAAUGUCCAAACUCUACGGUCUCGACGAUGAUGGUGACAUUGACGGGGAAAAGCCAGCAUGGGACAACGAUAUCGACAUCACGGACAUCGUUCCCGAGGACUCGUCCAGCAAGAAAAAGAAAAAGAAGAAAAAGAAGAAAGACGAGCCAGAGGUCGAAGACGGCGUUGACAUUGGUGAGAUGGACGCAGAUGUUGUCAGGGAUGACGAGGAGUGGGAUGGAACCGAAGAGAUGCGGAAGCGCAAGCUCGACGAGUACAUGGACGAGCUGUACGAGCUUGAAUUCAACGACGUGGUGGCGGGCAUGCCUACACGCUUCAAGUACGCUAAAGUCCAGUCGCAGGCCUUCGCCCUAUCGCCUGUCGAGAUCCUGCUCGCGACGGACGCGGAGCUCAAUCAGUACAUGGGCCUAAAGAAACUUGCGCCGUACCGCAAGGAUGGCGGCGCGUGGGACAAGAACCGGGCCGCGCGACUCAAGGAGCUCAAAGAGACGAUCCUCCAGCGAGAUGCCGCGCUUGCUGCGAGCGGGGACUUCGCGAAAAUCCUCCCCGAGAUGCCUGCAAAGAAACGCAAGGGCAAGAAAGAGCGUAUGCGCGAGAAGGCGACAGCAGUGCUUAACGUGAACCUGGAGGAGGGCGCUGAGGAGCAGAGGCAGGAGAAGCAGGAGGGCGGGAACAAGCGGAAAGCGGCCGAUGAAAAACUUGCAUAUGACGAGACGACAGGGACAACGGACGAGUCAUUGUCGAAACGAAAGCGACGACGACGGCAUAAGAAGACGGUUCAGGAGUCACGAGAUGCUUGAGAUCAGAUCAGUCCUUACUGCUUGGCUGCAUAUAUCUCAAUAAUCAUCCCAUACAUUUCGUCUAGCGUGCCGAGGGCUCCGCUUUUGCACAGAAAAUAUCCUUACAUGAAGGGCGCGAGUUAGUCG
This is a messenger RNA of Phanerochaete carnosa HHB-10118-sp, 2318 nucleotides long. RefSeq lists its product as uncharacterized. The record is from RefSeq and is a predicted model, not a curated record. Bases 72 to 2192 code for a protein of 706 amino acids. The transcript has 8 exons. Gene Ontology annotation, biological process: endonucleolytic cleavage in ITS1 to separate SSU-rRNA from 5.8S rRNA and LSU-rRNA from tricistronic rRNA transcript (SSU-rRNA, 5.8S rRNA, LSU-rRNA). Lineage: Eukaryota; Fungi; Basidiomycota; Agaricomycetes; Polyporales; Phanerochaetaceae. Gene Ontology annotation, cellular component: nucleolus; 90S preribosome.